CGUGUUCCUUUCUUACAUUACGGAUCUCGUUGCUUCCGACAAGGUCUUGUAAUAGAUCAGCACCCUGACCGAUAUUCUAUUCCAAGAAAAGAUUGCACGCAUCCUAGCAACACCGGCAAGGCUCACAUCCACUUCACAUUCGUGAUAUAACAUCAUCGCCGUCUCGUCCACUGGAUCGACAUUACACAACAUCCAACACCCGGCAACCAGUACCAAGCACUCGAUCCAUAUUACCGCCAAGAUAACACAAGUCGAUAAUCGAACAUGAUCUUCACUACCACUCUCGGCCUUGUCUUGGCUCUGGCCCCGACUGCCCUCUUCGCUGCUCCAACACAGACUGUCGACUCGAUAGCAGCACUCGUCCCGAGACAGCAUCUGGCGGGGCUGCCAGCGGCUUUGUACGACGAGUUGAGGAAGACAGACUCACUAUGUGAUCUGUCAAAUGUUGCACUGCCUGCUGCACCCACACCUCUCGCUGCCCCAGCGCAAGGCACCACUCUCCGCCACAUCGCUAUAGGUCGCGGCACCCAAAACUACACUUGUGCUUCAUCUUCGUCUUCCGAUGUGCCCAAAGCUGUGGGCGCUGUAGCCACGCUCUUCAAUGCAACCUGCGAUGCCGCCCGUCUCAACGUCAACACACUCGCCGAGGUAACCACGCUCGCACUUGACUAUGCCAUUCCAAACUCCGCCGAAGCAGAGCAGCGGAUAUCAGGCCACCACCAGUUCACUGCCGCUGGUGUCCCUCUCUUCAUGCUGGAAACCGACAAAGUUAACUACGGCCGCGUCGAGUGCAAGGUCGACAGCAAGAGCGCCGCACCCCAGGCCGCAGCCAAGGGUACCAACGGACUUGGAAGCGUCCCAUGGCUGAAGCUGAACGCCACCGUCACUAGCGAAGGCACUGACCCCUGGGCUUACAACGAGGUCUACAGGAUACAUACCGCUGGAGGCAUGGCACCCAAGGACUGCAGUGGAAUCGAGGGAAGCUUUACCGUUGAGUACAGCGCGCAGUACUGGUUCUAUGCAUAAGCAAUAAUGGCUUAGCUGCGGUUGUCAAUUGUCCUUCUUCUUCCCCUUGUACAGAGCAUUUUCAUCGGCGUUCAGGGCGCAGAGUACCGGUUCAGCGUUCUGGUAAAGCAUACAAGCCUACGGGCUUUGGUAGAUAGCACUACUUUUCUCACGAUGUCUGUCAAGCCUAUAGAUGGCGACAGCAAUCGUAAUAUUCAAUCGCAAAAAUUUUUCCUCAUUAUCUUGAUUAUGCUCGACUGAGGUCUUCUUUCAACUGUC
Molecule: messenger RNA, 1284 nt
Organism: Alternaria alternata
Lineage: Eukaryota; Fungi; Ascomycota; Dothideomycetes; Pleosporales; Pleosporaceae
Exons: 2
Coding region: 265-1026 (253 amino acids)
Source: RefSeq, a predicted model, not a curated record